Molecule: messenger RNA, 3579 nt
Organism: Clonostachys solani
Lineage: Eukaryota; Fungi; Ascomycota; Sordariomycetes; Hypocreales; Bionectriaceae
Source: the annotation of a GenBank genome assembly
AUGACAUCGACAGGCCCAGGUGAUGGGCAAGGGUCUAACGGGAGACCAGAGGAAGGGCCCUUUAUCCUAAGACCGUUACUAGACAAUGUGCCGCUGGUUACGGAUGAGACGGAGGGCGAGGUGAAGAUAAACUGUGUUGAAUACUAUGAUCGCAACCUAUAUGUCGGCACCAGCGCGUCCGAGCUACUCCAUUUCGUGCAGAUACCCCCCGAUCCAAAAGAUCCCGGCAGCCCGCCAGUGUAUAUUCUAGCAUCUAGGUUAUUCCCCAACUAUGUGGAAGUCGCCGGGCCGCUACCCGGCGUGCAGCAGAUCCUGCUACUCCCUCACGCGGGAAAGGCGUGCAUUCGCUGUAAUUGGACCGUGACCCUAUACUCCUUACCGGAGUUGAGUCCAGCCUUCGAUUCAAGCAAAGUCAGGGGCUGCAAUUGGAUUGGAGGUGUCGACUUGAAUAAAUCUUUGGUCAGCGACGACAAUGGCCAAGGUCCAGCACCUGUCAAUGUCCUUCUCGCAUCGAACCGGCGGAUUCAGGCUCUUGAAAUCGGCAGCUCGAAACCUAGGAUCAUCCAGAGGAUCGAUUUACCCGGCAUCAGUCUAGCCGUUCGUAGAGAUUCUAUAGCAUGCGUCGCCGACUCGAAAUCAUAUUCACUCCUUGAUGUUGAAAGACAACUCAGGAUUCCGCUAAUGAGCAUAUCAUCUUUGGAUGAAUCUACUCCACCUGAAGAUGUCGGGCAUGCACAGAGCCUCCAUUCUAGUACAGGCGUUGGGGUGGGGAGAAGUUCGUCUCUUAUUCAAGGACGAUCCCCUGUUGAUUUUCAUAGUCACACCAGAAGCUCAAGCUUAGGGGGUUCUAUAUUAGGAAGUAUGCGAAGGGGAGAUGACGACGGGCGACAGCUACAGUUCCCAUCAGAAGUAUCAUCAUUAGAUGCAUUAUCGAGCCCGCAACCCCUAAGAAGCCCGCAACCCACCAUCGAUGGCAUUGCGACACCACCUUCCAUCGACAAGCCCUUGCCUCAAGCCCCAGGAGAGUCUGGCGCUGCUGCACAGCCUUCCCAAGCCCGGGAAGAGUCGAGACAAGUGUUCUUACAACCUCACAUAGCAUCGCCCGGACCCGAGGAGUUUUUGGUUAUCCGAGGCACAAGCCCGGUUGAACCCUGUAUUGGCAUGUUCGUGAAUCUGGACGGUGAUCCCACGAGGGCGCCUGUCAACUUCGAGAGAUAUCCUAAGGAGCUGGUGAUCGACACCGGUUUCCAUGAUUUGGCCGAUGCCCAACCAACCAUGACAGAGGGCGACGAUGGCUUUGUUCUCGUGUCAUUGACCAAAGAAUUCAAAGAUGGCUUGCGGCAUGGCAUCGAAAUCCAGUCAUUGAACUCUGACAACGACGGAGAGGCUCAAAGAUAUUGGCUAGAAGCUGAUGGAGUCGAUAAGGAAACAGAAUAUGGCAUCAGACCGCUAACUGGGAGAGAGGAGUUCAAAUACGAAGAGAUCGUGGAGAAGCUCUGCCAAAAGAAAUUCCGUCCAUUUUCUACCAGUACAGAAACGCCCACAGUUUCACUCCGGCGCUCAGACUCGAGAACAGCAUUGUCCAUUGAGCAACUAUCAAAGGAAAAGGAGCUAUUCGACCAAAACUUUGACUCUCAAGAGGAGGACGCUCUCCCUGACGGCUGGGAAGCAUCACGAAGUACGGAGUCGAAAGAAUUUGCCAGACGCCUUGCCAAGGCAUAUGCUGGCCUUGUCGUCUGGGCUGGAGAUCGGCUAUGGUGGGCAGUAAGAAACCCGCUGAUCUUGAAACUAGAUUCCACACUCGAGGCUGCCAUAUCCAAGGACCACCAAGUCGAUAGGCGUGCUGUGGUUUCCGUCCUGGGCUCUGUACGUCAGCGAGAUGCUCAAUCCGAGCUGGAGUUCCUCACAUUUGGCUACCUGCGGCAAAAGAUUGGACUUCUUCUUCUUUCAGGACUCUUGAAAUCCGCCUCUGGCCAAGGCUUCUCCGAGACUGAAGUGAAGGCGGUUGAAGAAGUUUUGGUCGAAAGUAGUCUGGAUCCUCGAGUCGUGCUAGCACUCAUCCCCGGCGUUCGAAACGAAAUCAUUGAAGGCCAGCGGGGAAUCUGGAUAUAUGGAGGCGUGAAAGGGGUGGCCGACUCCUUCAUUCAAGGCAGUGAAUUUGAGAAGAUCGCAAAUGGUCGCAUCGAAAGCGUUGGGCCUAGUAUCCUUCAAUUCCUGCGCAAGUUUCUGACAUCUUGGAGAGGGAUGAAGGGUCUGCCUAGCGUCUCGGAGGAAAGCGAAGUAUUCCGGACGGUAGAUGCGGCAAUGCUCCUUGUCCUCUUAGAACUGGACAAAAACUCACCAAAGGGCAUGGGCAAGAGCGGCUCGGUUCGAGCAGAGCUUAACGAGCUCGUGGAUAAGGGUGUGGACUGCUUCGAACGAGCAGUCAGCCUUCUUGAAUCUUACCACCGACUCUUCAUUCUAAGUCGGCUAUACCAAAGUCGCAAAAUGGCAGGAGACGUCCUGAACACAUGGAAGCGAAUUAUUGAGGGUGAACGGGACGAAGGGCAGGAGUUCCGCGACGGCGAAAUGCGUGUCCGAGAGUACCUCUCCAAAAUUCGCAGUCAGUCACUAGUGCAAGAAUACGGUGUCUGGCUGGCGAACCGGAACCCAAAGUUGGGUGUCCAGGUGUUUGCUGAGGACAAGGGUCGGGCUCCUAAAUUCGAACCUGCCCAAGUUGUUGAGUUACUCAAAGAAGAGGCGCCGGUCGCAGUCAAAUACUAUCUGGAACAUCUUGUAUUUGACAAAGGGUACACGGUGUAUGUCAACGACCUCAUUACUUAUUACCUUGAUGUGGUGGUGGGUGAGCUACAGUCGUCAACUGAGAGUCGAGAUGCCGUGAUGGCGACCUACGAGGCUUACAAGGCUCUCCGAGCACCCAAGCCCACCUAUCGCCACUUCCUUUCAGACAAUGCACCUCAAGACGACGAGGUUUGGCACAGCCGCCUACGGCUCCUUCAGCUUCUGAGUGGCGCACACGACUACGACACGACCUCUAUCAAGGAGCGAAUUGCCAGCUUGCCCGACGACCUACUGGUCCCCGAGACAAUCGUCCUCUCGGGCAGGGAGCGAAACCAUGAGGUUGCUCUCCGUCUUCUUGUGCAUAAGCUCGGUGAUUAUGACGCGGCUGUGUCGUAUUGUCUCCGUGGGGGAACAAGCAUCGACAGCUUCACCACAUCAGAUGGUCUCAGCCGGAAGGACUCGCUUCCCAGCGUCGAUACGCAGCGACGCCUCUUUAACGCGGUCCUACACGAGUUUCUGGCCAUUUCAGACAUCAGUGACCGUGUUGAACAGACGGGCGCACUGCUGGAGCGAUUCGGUGGGUGGUUCGAGGUCGAUGACGUGCUCAAGCUGAUUCCCGACAGCUGGUCGGUCGACAUUGUGGCAGGCUUCCUAGUCGGUGCGCUGCGGCGGCUCGUCAAGCAGAAGCACGAGAGUGUGGUGACAAGGGCGCUGAGCGGCGCCGAAAACCUAAGAAUCAGCUACGAUCUAGUCGCCAGGGUGGAUGAAAAAGGUCCCAGUGUUGAAGCUCCCAACUAA